This is a messenger RNA of Notolabrus celidotus (New Zealand spotty), 2518 nucleotides long. It is a transcript of the gene paip1, whose product is annotated as poly(A) binding protein interacting protein 1. Gene Ontology annotation, biological process: regulation of translational initiation. NCBI's taxonomy places the organism in Eukaryota, Metazoa, Chordata, Actinopteri, Labriformes, Labridae. Gene Ontology annotation, molecular function: translation activator activity; protein binding; RNA binding. The record is from RefSeq and is a predicted model, not a curated record. The transcript is spliced from 12 exons. Bases 140 to 1477 code for a protein of 445 amino acids.
UGAGGCUCUGUUUUGAGACGGCGUGUCAUUUCCACUCCAUGACGCUAGAGGGAGCCAGUCUGACUUUCGACCCCACGCUCAGCGACAGCGAGUUUGUUGUGAAAGGAACUCUGAGUGUGAGGCUGACUAACGAGCCGUCAUGAAUGAGAAUUUCGACCGAACUCCUGGAGCGGGGAGAAGCCGAAACCUACCUGGAGAGCCCGGGUUCGUGGGUUCUGCCGUGGAUGGUGAGACCAGAACCACGCUGUUCAAUCAGAGGGAACCUUUGAGACAGCCGCGGACAUGCCCGCCAUUUGCCGAGAACAACUCGAGCUCUACCAACGACGUGGGAGAUUUAAAAAGACAGAACAAACCCCAACAACAUUCCAAUGCCAACAGCACAUCAGCCUCCAGACGGUGUAAUGAUGUGGAUUCUUUGGCCUUGUCAUCAACGCUGUCAGCCAAUGCCCCAGAGUUUGUCCCCUCUGGAUUUGGCCCAUUUGACGAGGACCCCGCUUUUUAUGAUGAUAGUCAAAGCUACGUUGAACCGACCCUGGACGACAUGGUCACUGAGUUCCUUGGCCACCUGAGCUCCUCACCUGGGUCCUUUGAGUCGGACGUUGAACAGAUUACUGGCAUGCUCAAUGCCUGGGUCACUACCGAAGAGUCGUUGCAUGAGCUGGUGGAACUGAUCUACACACAGUCUACUGCCAUUCCAAACUUCUCGUAUACGGGUGCCAGGCUCUGUAAUUAUCUAUCCCAUCACCUCAAUAUCAGCCCACCAAGUGGCAACUUUCGCCAGCUGCUGCUGAAAAGAUGUCGAACAGAGUUUGAACAGAGAGAUGCUGCUGUUCAAGGAGACACGGAAACCCAGAAGAAAUUCCACUCCUUUGUGCUUUUUCUGGGAGAGCUCUAUCUGAACUUGGAGGUCAAGGGUGGAAAAGGAAAACGAGCAGAUAUCCUUCUCUCUGCUCUGAAUGACCUGAUGAAGAGUCUGUUUGAUAAACCUGUGGAUGCAAAUCUCAUCUGUGCUGUUAAACUACUUAAGCUGACAGGCUCAGUACUUGAUGACGCGUGGAAAGAGAGCGGAAAGCAACACAUGGAAGAGCUGAUCCGCAAAAUUGAAAAUGUUCUACUGGAUGCCACCUGCAGCAGGGACGUCAGACAGAUGCUUUUGAAACUAGUUGAAUUGAGAUCUAGUGAUUGGGGCAGAGUCCGGUCUGCUGCAGCAGCCAGCAACGCCACCCCAGACAACGAUCCCAACUACUUUAUGAACGAACCCACAUUCUACACUGAAGAUGGAACUCCUUUCACAGCAGCAGAUCCAGAAUAUGCUGAAAAAUACCAAGAGAUCAUGGAAAGGCAGGACUAUUUUCAUGACAUGUAUGGGGAGAAUGGAAAUGAAUUAUCUGAAGACUCUGACGACGAGAUGGGGCCUGAGAUAGAAGAAGCUUUUGAGAGUUUUUAUUUAGAAUCGGAGAGGAAACGAAAACAAUGACGUGAGACACAUACAUACUGUACUUCUCCCUAUCAACUUGCUGGAAUGUUGAAAAGCAGAGUAAACUAGCAUCUGAUAGGUUCAAACUUUCACUUAACUGCAAACAAGCAUUUUAACAAAAAGAGCUGUUCAUAGUUGCACUCCUGACACUUUUCUCAGCGUUGAUUAGAAAAUGGGGACAAUCAACAGGACAACUGUUUGAUAUAUUGAGGUAUUAUUGUGUUUUCAGACAUGGAAGUUCUCUCUGUGUUGUUUUGAAUUCUUUAAGUAACUCCUUUCCUUUAAACCGAAACUUAAUGCCAAGAGGAAAAUAGUGUGCUGUGAAUUUGUUUUAGAGUUCUUUUUGGAACGGGAGAAAAGUUUCAACAAAUGUGUGCAUAGUUUUGAUCUAUUUUUGUGCAUAAUUUGAUGUUUUAAUUCAUACCCCAAUGCAGAAAGUGCAGGCCAAAACACUCAUCAGAGAUCAUUAGUUUUCAUUUAAAAAGCACUGUGCAUAGCUGAGGUAGGUGUUUCACUGCAUACCUGUACAAUGCAUACACAGCCUCUAUCCCCGCUGUUUCAAAGGUUUUGUUAUCAGAUUGUUGAUAUGAAACGCUACGCAGUUUACCUGAGUUGUCGGUCUCUGAAAGGCUGUGCAGUGUGAAAAUCCAUAACAGCACCAAAAUACAAAAACUCAAUACAUACUUCACUAAUCUAAAAGUAUGAUCUGACUGGUUCUUGUUGAAAUCUUAUUUUGGGAUUUAAGUCAAUAUUUUAAGUAAAUGUAUGUUUCAAGUGAUGAUUCAAAGUUCUGAAAAUGCAGUGAAUCUAACCCCAGUUUAUUUCCUGAAUGUAGCUUUAAAAAUCUAUGCGGCGCAUUGCAGUAUGCAGCGGUCAGUGUGACCUCACUUAACUGCAAGGAGGAUUCAUACUCAUUUAAGACUGAAAGACUGUUGACCAGCAAUCCAUGGAGCCCAAAAAAAGGAAUGUUGUUUUAUAGUUUGUAAAUAUAAUUUAUGCUAUUGUUUGCCUGCAAUAAACUCUUUAUAAUGUGAGAUUUUA